AUGGCGACAAAAAGGAGCGUGGGUUCUCUCAAGGAAGCCGAUCUCAGGGGAAAGAAAGUGCUCGUGAGGGUGGAUCUGAACGUGCCGUUGGAUGAUAGCCUUAAAAUCACCGACGAUACCAGAAUCAGAGCCGCCGUCCCCACGAUCAAGUACUUGAUUGGCUAUGGCGCUAAAGUCAUCCUCACCACCCAUCUCGGACGUCCGAAAGGGGUCACGCCAAAGUACAGCUUGAAGCCUCUUGUUCCUAGACUCUCUGAACUCCUUGGUCUCGAGGUCAAGAUGGCUAAUGACUGUAUUGGUGAAGAAGUUGAGAAGCUGGUGUCUGCUUUGCCAGAUGGAGGUGUUAUUCUACUGGAAAAUGUUAGGUUCUACAAAGAAGAGGAGAAGAAUGACCCAGAGUUUGCAAAGAAGCUAGCUUCCCUUGCAGAUUUGUAUGUUAAUGAUGCUUUCGGAACUGCCCACAGAGCUCAUGCUUCCACAGAAGGAGUAGCCAAGUACUUGAAGCCCUCUGUUGCUGGUUUCCUUAUGCAGAAGGAGCUUGAUUAUUUAGUUGGAGCUGUGGCCAAUCCUAAGAAGCCAUUUGCUGCAAUUGUCGGUGGUUCAAAGGUAUCUACAAAGAUUGGUGUUAUUGAGUCGCUGUUGGAGAAGGUAGAUCUCCUCUUGCUCGGUGGAGGAAUGAUCUUUACUUUCUACAAAGCCCAAGGACAUGCUGUGGGGUCCUCACUCGUGGAGGCUGAUAAGCUUGAUCUUGCAAACUCACUUAUGGAGAAGGCCAAGGCUAAGGGGGUGUCCCUUUUGCUGCCUACGGAUGUAGUUGUGGCUGACAAGUUUGCUGCUGAUGCUAACAGCAAGGUUGUUCCAGCAUCUCAAAUUCCUGAUGGGUGGAUGGGUUUAGAUAUUGGACCGGACAGUAUUAAAUCAUUCGGCGAAGCUUUGGACUCCACCAAGACCAUAAUCUGGAAUGGGCCUAUGGGAGUGUUUGAAUUCGACAAAUUUGCAGCAGGAACAGAGGCCAUCGCCAAAAAAUUGGCUGAACUCAGUGGGAAAGAAGUGACCACGAUCAUAGGAGGAGGUGAUUCUGUUGCUGCAGUUGAAAAGGUUGGUCUGGCGGACAAGAUGAGCCACAUCUCAACCGGAGGUGGUGCCAGCCUGGAACUUCUCGAAGGAAAACCACUACCUGGAGUUCUGGCCCUUGAUGAUGCUUGA
Messenger RNA from Striga hermonthica, 1206 nucleotides. NCBI's taxonomy places the organism in Eukaryota, Viridiplantae, Streptophyta, Magnoliopsida, Lamiales, Orobanchaceae. The record is from the annotation of a GenBank genome assembly.